AUUUCAGGAAUGUGCUUGUCUAGACCUAUGAGGUUUCCUAGAUACUUCUUGUGACUUGAAUGCAGAAUUUUGAUGAGCUCUGGAUAGAUAGAUUAGGAAAUCUCGUCACUAAAGUACUCAUUAGGUCUGGUUGACUAAGUAGAGCUGAUCCAGGAGCAGGCAGAUUGCUUCCGAGAGACUCAGUCCAGAAAAACAGCUCUGUAGCAGGGGGCUCUUGACACCACAGUAUAUUCUGGGGAGCUGCUCUGCAGUAAUGCAGCCCUGUCUUUCUGGGCAGUGUUGUUAUUCCUGCUGCAUAAUUAGCAACUAGUGAGAUCAUAGUCUGGGGAGAUUCUGGCAUUACUGAGGCAAAGCAGGGAGGCUUCAUAUCACAUGUGGCUCCGGCUCUGACAGCGUUUCUGUUUCGAGCAGAUUCAUAUUCUUGGGCACUUAAGUCCAAGAUGGUGGAGGAGACAGAUCUGUACCUGGGCAGUGGCCUAUCCCUUGUGUACACAUUGAAAACACUGUCUGCCAUGUUGACUUAACCAGAGUCCAUUGUCCCUUCUUUUGCUGUGUGUUUUCCCCUUGCUGGUUUCUUUACAGAGGGCUAAGAUUGUGAAGCUAAGUUUUCCUCACACAGGGGAUGAUGAUAAACUCGCUGAGCCCUAUUUUAUGGAGCGAGAGGAGAUCGGAAAAGCUUCUGGGUUUCAAAGGCAGUGCAGAUUCUAAUCUGCAGUUCGUUCUUUAGAACCAAAUUUGAUCUUUGUAAGAGCCUCAUGAGGAUCUUCACCCUUGUGAAGAUCUGGGUAAAGUGUUUCCCCGGCUUCUGAUACACCCUGAAAUUUAGGGCCUAGAGCAGCGUUUCCCAGCGUGCGUUCCAAGGCUCAUUUGCCCCCUGAGAGUCUUCCAUAAUCAGGUGUGUGUGUGGAGCCCUGCGCUCGCCGUGUGCUCUCACCCUUCAUCGCGCUCGUUAGCAUCUUCACGGCCUUCAAGCUAUCCUCUCACAGGACAUUUCUAAACUAUUUGGACACAGCAGUCCGAUUUCCACAUAAGGCUAUUAAUAUCCACGGAACUAGUUUAUUUAAUAAUACACUUUGGGAAACAUCAGGCUAAAUUUUCACCAGGAAAAAUAAUUGGAUCUAGUCUAGGUUUAGGCACAGCCUAAUUCUGCCUUUGAUCCCCAUUCCCUCCUCCUGGCCCCUUGGAGAGCUCUCCUGUGUGAGCACAAGGGCGGCUGCCGUUAUCCCCAGGCUGGUGAAACCCAGAGCCCCACUGGCUUGGAACCAGAGGCCUUCGCUGUGCUGGGAUAGAAUCCUAAUGCGCCUGGCUAACUGGUGGUGAGCAGGGGCUUUGGGGCCAACGUGGUGGGCUCCCCGAGGAAACCCCUUGGAAACCAAUGGAUGCAUUCACGGGCUCGAGUCUCAAGAGGAAGUUUGAUGAUGUGGAUGUGGGCUCGUCAGUUUCCAACUCAGAUGAUGAGAUCUCCAGCAGUGACAGUGCUGACAGCUGUGACAGUCUCAAUGCUCCUACAACUGCCAGCUUCACACCCACAUCCAUCCUCAAGCGGCAGAAGCAGCUGCGGAGGAAGAAUGUGCGCUUUGACCAGGUGACCGUUUACUACUUUGCACGGCGCCAAGGCUUCACCAGUGUGCCCAGCCAGGGCGGGAGCUCUCUGGGCAUGGCCCAGCGCCAUAACUCCGUGCGCAGCUACACGCUUUGUGAGUUUGCCCAGGAGCAGGAGGUGAACCAUCGGGAGAUUCUUCGCGAACACCUGAAGGAGGAGAAGCUCCAUGCCAAGAAGAUGAAGCUGACCAAGAAUGGGACGGUGGAGUCAGUGGAGGCCGAUGGCCUGACCCUGGAUGACGUCUCAGAUGAAGAUAUUGAUGUGGAAAACGUGGAAGUGGAUGAUUACUUCUUCCUGCAGCCCCUGCCCACCAAGCGACGCCGGGCUCUGCUGAGGGCUUCGGGGGUCCACCGCAUUGACGCUGAAGAGAAGCAAGAGCUUAGAGCUAUCCGCCUGUCACGGGAAGAAUGUGGCUGUGACUGUCGCCUGUACUGUGACCCAGAAGCAUGUGCCUGUAGUCAGGCUGGGAUAAAAUGCCAGGUGGAUCGCAUGUCCUUUCCAUGUGGUUGUUCUCGGGAUGGCUGUGGGAACAUGGCUGGGCGCAUUGAAUUUAAUCCAAUCCGGGUCCGGACUCAUUACCUCCACACCAUCAUGAAGCUGGAGCUGGAGAGCAAGCGGCAGGUGAGCCGCCCUCCAGCCCCGGACGAGGAGCCCUCACCCAUGGCCAGCUGCAGCCUGACAGGAGCCCAGGGCUCUGAGACACAGGACUUCCAGGAGUUCAUUGCUGAGAACGAGACGGCAGUAAUGCACCUGCAGAGCGCGGAGGAGCUGGAGCGGCUCAAGGCAGAGGAAGACUCCCGCGGGUCUAGCGCCAGCCUGGACUCCAGCAUAGAGAGCCUGGGCGUGUGCAUCCUGGAGGAGCCUCUGGCCGUCCCCGAAGAGCUGUGCCCAGGCCUCGCUGCCCCCAUUCUCAUCCAGGCUCAGCUGCCCCCGGGCUCCUCGGUCCUGUGUUUUGCCGAGAACUCAGACCACCCAGCCGCCUCGGCAGUGAACAGCCCAUCCUACUUGAACAGUGGGCCCCUGGUCUACUACCAGGUGGAGCAGAGGCCAGUCCUGGGGGUGAAAGGAGAGCCUAGUACAGAAGAAGUCCCGCCUUCUUUCCCCAAGGAGAAGGAUCUGAAUGUCUUCUCUCUCCCAGUUACCUCACUGGUGGCUUGUAGCCCCACAGACCCAGCUGCCCUGUGUAAAUCAGAAGCGGGGAAAGCGUCUACGCUAGAAGCGCUAGUGCCCGAAGAUUGUAACCCCGACGAGCCUGAGAAUGAAGACUUCCGCCCCUCUUGGUCCCCCUCGAGCCUCCCCUUCCGCACGGACAAUGAAGAGGGCUGUGCGGUGGAGAAAGCCUCACAGCAGAGUGAGGACAGGCCCCCUGAAGAGUCCUCCCUAGAACUCCCUCUGGCAGUGUGACUCGGGGAUGGAGAUUCUGCCUCUGACCCGUUCUCUAUUUAUUCCCUUAUUUUAUCUAACACCAUUUCAAAACAAAACUGUAGAAGCAGCUGCUACUCCCACGUUAUUUUAUUGGGGUCUUUGGGGGAUGGGUGGGAAAGAAUUGUUUGUACGAGUAUUUUUUAAAGGGUAAACAGAACCAAGGAGACCAGUCCCGGCUUGAUAAGGGGAGUGUUGGGGCAGAGGAGGCUGCCCAGUGCUGAACACUGAGCUUUCUGGGCUACUGGAACAAAGAGCAAGGAUCUCACAGGAGAAGCUGGGUAAUUCGAGCAGCUAUUCUUUACGUAGGGACCAGAACACAAGAAUUUAAACAGCGUGGCAAAGCUCCUCCUCCUUUCCUGAGCCCCAGGUGGGGAACAAGCUCAUUUUUCUCAUCGGUCACCGAUAGCCCACUUUGGUGUAUCGUAACGCAGUUGGAGUGUCAUCUGGUCAAGUCUAGAGGGAUGGGUAGGAGGGUCUCUGCUUCUGUAGAAAACCUCCAGGAUUUAUAAAAACUUAACCAGCCUUCCCUGGCCCCCUAUUUGGUAAAUAAGUUAAUAUUUGACAUUUUGGUGUUCUCUGACCUGUUCCCCACACUGGGGAUUCCUGGUCUGUAACUUGAAUUAUUUCUUUCUUUCACAUGUUCUUAGGUACUAGAGUUAAACUUGUCUAUUUGUCUUUUCUCCCCUCUUUCUUUUUCCCUUGAAGAAGCAGCUAGAUUGGCUGGGGAUGUGGCCUAAAGAGCGUGAGGCUCGUGUCUAUGUAAUGCCAGCUCCGUCAGGCCGCUUCAGGCUGGGGCUCACACGUCCCACGGGAGGCAUAGAUGGUGGAGCGUUGCCUAUGUCCGAAAGAGGCAGCAGGAAAAGGCUGCUGGCCGCAAAGAAGAGGACUUCACCCGGGUUUUGCCCUGACUCUGGGAGGUUUGAGCUUAAAGGAAUGUAGGAUGUGGCAAUCUAAAGUCACCAACCAGUUUUGGUUCUUUUCUCCCUGUACUACCCUUGUGCUCCCUGCAGGGUUCGAGAGUCCUACUAUUCUAGUCCCCCGGCCCCGACAACUGCAAAUGUUUAUUGGAUCCUUCCAUCUUGAUAACAUAAAAAAUUGGAAGCCAAACUAAUUAAUUGCUAUAUACAGCUCCCAGGUUCCAAACAGUUCAAGUUCUGACUGUAACCUUAGAAAUCUAUAGAAUAGGACUCUAAUUCGGUUAGAAUUCCCUCCGUGGCGGGACACAGUUCCUGUUCCUCUUAGGUCCAGCUUAUAGUCUAGGAUGUGCUCCGCUGAACACUACUGAAUUCCUUUUAUUAGUUCUCUUUGCCUCCAUUUUAAAAUGGAGUCAGUAGGCAGCAAAACAACUCUCCUCUGGCAUCCUUUAGAUCACGCUGCACUUCUGGCAUGGUUUACUGACCGAGAAAUAACAAGCGGAAAACUGUUUGCUUUUGGUGGGGAGAGAACUCUUCCUACUUACCUUGCUCCCAGAGCCUCUCCUUGUGGGACGUUAAAGCACCCUUUAUGUACGUCACAGCAGCAUGGCCCCCGAAAGUCUACACAGAGCCGAUGUGGCCUGGUACUUAAACAGGUACAUCUUUUAGCCCAGUCUGCCUCUCCAGUUGAUUCCUGGUUUUGCUUGGUUUUACAUUUGGAGGGGAGUUCUUCAGUACAAGACCGUGUCUCGCCCCAUUCUCUAGCCUCACAAAACAAGAGUUGAGAGUCUUAAGCACCUGAGGUGUAGACACUAUCCCAAGCCAAGCCACACUCCCCCACAAUCGGCCAUCCCCUCGAAUACAAGGCUGGAGCUUAAUUGCAAAUUCGACUUUCUUCCUGAAAGCUUGUAUUGGAAGGGGAGGGUGGGCGCUAUACAUUUCCUCCUUAGGGAGGCUCCAGCCCCACCUUCGGAAGUGGAUUCUACCUGCUUAGUAAGAGACACUUUAGCCUUUGGGAUCAAACCAAGGAUUGGAAUCUCACUUUUAAACUCCUUGCCAGCCCCCAAAAGAUUUGAUUUUUCUGAAAAACUAGUUUCUUCAUCCAAGUCCAUCCCUCCAGUAACGACACUUGUGACUCCUGGUGAUCCCAAGUUUUUAAAUGCUGAAUAUUAACACUGAGCAUUAACUGUCUUGUUAAGCAAAAGGCCUUUUCUACAACCCAGUUCAUCUCGUUUCUGGUGCUACCUGAGCUGGACACGAUUCUAGCUCUUGGUUGCUAGAAAAGCUAAGCCUAGGCCUCCAAUCACAGGACCAGACAGCUUCGGUCCCCCUCAGUCUAGGCCUGGAUAAAAAGUCUAUUACUGCAACUCUGGUGAUUUUCCAGUUUCCUUUCUCGCAUUCUGUAUACAGGUAGUAUUUUCAAUGUGAAUCCAAAGCUUGUCUGGUUCUCUGAAAACAACAAAAAAAAUUUUUUUUGCCUUCUAGGUCCUUUACAUUGUGAUAAUGCUGUAUUUAAAGAGAAUAUUUAAAUGUAAUAUUAAAGAAAUAUCAAAAGAAUGGUGUGUUAUUUUUUAUCUUGGCAGGCCACAAUUUAGUUACUUGUUAGAGAAAGGGUGCUUCUCCAGCGUUGUAUAUAAAACUAAUUAGGUCAGUUAGAUGUUAAUGAGAGAAAUGUUUUAUGAUGGAAAAAUAGAACCUCCUCUUUGGAGCA
This is a messenger RNA of Suricata suricatta (meerkat), 5653 nucleotides long. RefSeq names its product cysteine and serine rich nuclear protein 2 (gene CSRNP2). Lineage: Eukaryota; Metazoa; Chordata; Mammalia; Carnivora; Herpestidae. Gene Ontology annotation, molecular function: DNA-binding transcription factor activity, RNA polymerase II-specific; sequence-specific DNA binding. The record is from RefSeq and is a predicted model, not a curated record. The transcript is spliced from 5 exons. The coding region runs from base 1376 to 3007 and encodes 543 amino acids. Gene Ontology annotation, biological process: regulation of transcription by RNA polymerase II. Gene Ontology annotation, cellular component: nucleus.